Messenger RNA from Nannizzia gypsea CBS 118893, 3126 nucleotides. RefSeq lists its product as hypothetical. Bases 1 to 3126 code for a protein of 1041 amino acids. The transcript has 5 exons. The record is from RefSeq and is a predicted model, not a curated record. Gene Ontology annotation, biological process: protein import into nucleus. Gene Ontology annotation, cellular component: cytoplasm; nuclear membrane. Lineage: Eukaryota; Fungi; Ascomycota; Eurotiomycetes; Onygenales; Arthrodermataceae.
AUGGACCGGCAAGAUGGAUCAGGCUCAGCUACGCAGCAGCAGCCUGAUAUUGAUGCCCUGAUUAUAGAAGCGAGACAGCUCGCAACUGACUUAACUACCCCUGGUCUCGCUAGUCAAGUGGCCACUAUUCAAGAGCGUCUACUAAAACUACAAAAGUCGAGUGCAGGAUGGAUGAUAGCAGAUGGCUUUCUAGGAUGCGAAGACCCGAACAUCAGGUUCUAUGGACCGCUUACGCUGACAAUGAAAAUUAACCAGGAAUGGGAAAUCCUCAAUGUAGAGCAGCGGCUGAGUCUCCUUGCCCAGUUGAUGAACUGCUUCGUAGUGCUUGUCGACUCUGCGGAGAAGCCGUUGGUCAUGAGAAAAUUCUUCUCUACGCUAACCACAUUCUUUUACAAGCCUGGGUCGCCGUGGACAUAUAGCGUGCGUCAUGUCACUGUGACUUUGGCUAAUGGGAAAUAUCUUCCUGAAGAUAGGUCGGAGGAACCUACUCUCGCACUACAUGCGCUAUCAGCCCUCAGCCAUGAACGUCUGACCGCGCUGCUGUCAUUUUGCACGGCAUUGGCUGAGGAGUCUACGCGGUAUCUUACAGAAGGUACCGAAUCUGGUAAUCGACUGCAAGUCAAUACUGAUGACGCGUUCCACUUAAUCGACUAUGGCUUUGAGCGUGCUGUAAACAAUGCAAGCGGUGCCACAAACCAAAGCAUAUCAGAUCACUCUCUCGCUGUAGCCAAGCAGUCCAUCCAAACACUACAUGCAUGGCUGCAAGCAUUCCAUAAUGGAAAAAUUAACCCUCCAGGUCUUGCUGAGAAAGUGAGAAAACCUUUAGGCUUUGCUGCACGCUUCUUUAGCGUUGAGACCUUAGCUUUGCCUGUGAUGGAGCUAUUUGCCGAAACCAUUGCCAAACAAUACAAGCUGGUCGGUACGGAUCAUAUCGAUGCCAUUCUAGACUUUAUAGUCGGCCCUGGAGAGAAGUAUGCAAUUGCCUUGGUGAAUGGUGAGUAUGACGAUGGAUCUCUGAAGUUCCUGGAUCUCCUUUUACGAUUCUCAGCGCUCGACCAGUCAAAUAUCAUUGUCAGAGGUCCAUCCGAUGAAAAACGAGAGAAGGUUCUCUUCCUACUGUACAAACUAUUUCACGCACCUGGCUACGCCCAGGUGGAUGACUGUGCCGUUAUUUUGCUUUUAGAAUUCUGGACUGAAGUUGCAAGCGAUAUAGACGAGCUGGUUCUUGAUGGCGCACUAGCGGUCUCUGAGGAAAUUAAACAAAAGCUUGCGAGAGUUAUUACUGAGGGUUAUGAUAAACUACGUUUCCCAAGUCAUGAAAUCUCUGAAACCUGGGACGACGAUGAGCUAAGGCUGUUCGUCUACUUCCGCCGUGAAUUUACCGAUUAUCUCCUGGAGGUAUAUCCGCUGUUGGGAGUUGACGUUAUCCGCCACAUCCUAGAACAAGCUUCAACCUCGAUUGCAAAGAACGACUGGGAAGGGUUUGAAGUUGCGAUCUAUUGUUUAGGAUCUCUCGCGGAAUCAGUUGCUGAAAACGAACAUACCGACCAUCUUCUUGAUGACCUGUUUUGCUCGGAAGUAUUUCAGUCAGUAUGUUUCGGUCAAAAGGAAAUUCCCCUGAAAGUACGGCAAACCAUGGCAGACAUGAUCGACCACUAUACUCCAUAUUUUGCUAGGAAUGGGAAGCUUCUUGCUCCAGUAUUGAACUUCCUGUUUAGUUCCCUUGAUUUCCCUUCUUGCGACCCAGUGGCCUCACGAUCUAUUUCCUCCCUUUGUCAGUCAUGUCGAAAGUUCCUUCCUAUGCAUUCUCAGGGGUUUAUCGACAAAUUCCACCAGCUCUGCACGAAAACUUCGCUCGGUGACUCAACCCUUGACCGUGUUGCGGAGGGUAUUGCGGCGGUCAUCCAAGCAACGGAACUUGAUAGCGAGAGAGCUGUUGCUUUAUUAAAAUUACUCAAUCCUUUACUCCAGGAGGCACAGGCAGCCUGCCAACAAGCAAGCAGUGGGCAAUAUGAAGAGGGUCUAGCACGAAGUUUAAUAGUAAUGCGUUGCACCGCAAGUAUUGGACGGGGUAUUCGCGCCCCAGAGGAUGAUGUGAUUGACCUCGAUACCCAAGACUCCCAGCCUACUUCCGACUCCUUUUGGGUUAACGAUCCCCUUGGAGUAUCCGUUACGGAAACAGUCAUUCGCAUACUGGAUACAUUAGUGGGCCAGUUCCCCAACGAGAGCUAUAUGAUUGAGGCAACAUGUGAUGUCCUCAAAGCUGGUUACACCGAGAAGCUUCCAGGGCCCUAUGUUCUCCCAUCUCAAGUGACAGUUCGCUUUGUAAAGGCCACAAACAUCUCAUCUCCUCGCUUUUCAAAUGUGAUGGCUACUGCAACCGCAUUUUUAGCCUCCCGCUCUUCAACACCCCUUGUUAUUGAACAGGAAGUUACUGAAUUGACCCUGCACACAGCUGCUUUGAUACAAACCUUGACAAUGUCAUCCAACAGCUAUGAUCCUGAAGCGGCCCACAGCUGUAUAGACUUCCUUACUCGCCUAAUCCCAAGAUACUAUGUGCAGUUCUUUAACCUGCAGUACGUGGAUAGCGCCCCGCCCCCUCUUCCUGCAAUCCUUAGUUUCACUCUAGAUGUUCUCAAGAGGCCCGAUCCCCUACCUCUUCGCGCAUCUUGCUCAUUCUGGGCGGCCAUACUAUCUCUAACAGACCUACCUUCCGGGCUAAUCUCAACCGGAGCUUCUAUGGGCCGUCCCCAACCUAACGAAGCUCCAGGGUUUCUCGACCCAUAUUUGAGCGUCCUUGGUGAAUCCGUUAUACACCAAAUUGCAGGAAACUGUGCUCGUUCAGACCUCGAACAUUUCUGUGAAGUCAUUAAAAAAUUUGUUUUCAAACAUCAGGGUGCUGCUCGACUUUAUUUCGGCAAUGGGCUGGCAUCACUGAAUAUUGCUCCCAAGGCUCCCACCUCUGACACUGGAGCGGCGGAGUCAUUACCGGCACCAUCUGUUACACAGCUGGACCUUCAAAAGUUCCUUUCUACAAUUAUUUCUCUCCGAGGGGCAAGACAGACAAAUGCAAUUGUCAAAAAUUUCUGGGUAUCUAACCGGGGUAAAGGGUUUGCAUACGCAUAG